CAAUAUAUUUAAUACAGCUUAACAGGCUUCAACUGGCGUAGUGAUCAAUCACAUACACCAGUUGACAACGUCACGCGAUUAGGUAGCGUACCUAAUUUGCUCUGGGUACGCAAUUUUUAAAAUGGCUUUUUAUUUGUUUAACAACGGAAGUGCAAAGGAUGUUGCAAGUUUAAGACUCUCAGGUUAAUCGUUGCUGCGCAUUGAUUUUGCGGUAGAAAAGUUGGGGAUGUUUUGAAUCGUGAACCGCAAACCCAAUGAUUGAGCUUCUAGAACAUUCAGAAGAACAGCUCUGUAGAAGAUGGAAAGCAAGAAGAAGCAGUCCCAGUUGUGAAACAGCCAGAAAAAGAAAAACGUACUCAGAACAUUGAAGAACCUCACCCCUACAUGGCAGAAUAUGAACAACAACUUGUUAACGAUAGCAAUAUUUCUGUUGAUGAUUACAUAAAUCCUUCGUUUGCACAAAGCUUACACAACAGUAGCUUUCCAACAGACACUGGACAUAAGCAUGAAGAGUUAGCAGCUGUUCAACCUAACUCCACUACCACUGAAAUUUCAGAAGAUUCUAGUGAAGUUACUGAUGCCCGGGAUUUUGCAGAGCAGUUUACAGAACCGAUUCACCAGUCAAAAGAUGAACAGCCUAACAAUGAACGAGUUGUUGAGACUGAGCAGAUGGAGGAAAAAACUGCUGAUCUGGAAGAUACAGAACCAUCAAGUGGACAGUCUGAGGAAAACAUAGAAAAUGCAGCUUUUGCAGCACUACAUAGCACUAAUUUGACAGAAAAUGAAGGAAGCAACUUGUCAUUCUCCAACGAUCAACCAAGCACAGACCUCACUGAAAAGACACUUGAAGAAAAAAACAGCAUAAAUACAGAUGACCAGGUUGCUGUUGAAGAUGUGCAAAUGGAUAACGAAAGAGAACCAGAAAAUAGAGAUGAAAUGGACAAUAACAGCAACAACAGUAAGACAGAAGAGGAUAUGAAGGCUGACGAAGUUGAAGAUGAAAAAGAAUCUGCUAUAACUAAUGUUUUGCAUACUGAUUUUAAUGAUGAAGCAUUAGAUUAUAGUGAACAGGAUAUGAGGGACACUGCUAAUGACAAUAAAUCUACGGAAGUGAAUGAUGAGACAACAAGAGAACAGCCAGCAGAAGAAGAAAAAAGUGAAGAUGUAGAAGAAGGAGAACUACAGACAAAUCUUAACGAGACAGUUGAAGACGAAAAAGUAACUUUACACGGGGCUGAUGACGAAUUCGUGGAGCAUGUAAAACCUAAACCAAAAGUGAUUGUUCCUGUAACACUCAAGAAGAGAGUUUCCCUAACAUCAUUGAAUGAAUCUGCUGAAGAGAAAGCUGCAAAACGAAAACGACGUUGGGGUUCCACAUCGAUUAAUCAAUCAUCUGUCACCAUCAGUACAGAUUCUAUAAAGAAACUUAUUCCUGACGUGAAGGUAGAUGCAUCUGCUCUUGAGAAUGUUCCAGAGUUAGACUAUCAAGAAGAUGAAGAGGUGACAGAACAAGAUAGCAUGGAAAUUGAGAAUGUCGAAGGCAAAAAUAAACAGUCAAGAUCUGGAAGAACUGUAAAACUCGAUUCUGCUAAGAAAGUUAUUCUGGGAAAAUCACUAAGUAGCAACACAGUUGUUAUUGAUUCUGACUCAGGAGAGGUACCUACAACCCAAACUCGUUCAGUUCAUCCCAUACGCAUAGAUGAUGAUACGGAGGAGCAGGGCAAGCGAGAAAGGUCGCCAAGUCCUGCAAAAAAUGCACCUUCGUGCUACUUGCACAUCGAGAACUUGGUGCGUCCAUACACAGUGAAUAAUUUGAAAGGUUUGAUACAGAAAACAGGAACGAUCAAAGAUAAUAAAUUCUGGAUGAAUAACAUCAAGUCACAUUGUUAUGUUAUGCUUUCUUCCGAGGAAGAAGCCAAUACGACAAGAGAAGCCAUGCACGGUCUGAGAUGGCCAUCUGGAAAUCCGAAAAUACUUAAAGUGGACUUUGCUGUUAUGGAGAAGAUGUUCGAAGAUACUAAUGGAACAGUUGGUGAACAGCCUAAGGUUGUUAUAGAAAUAGACGACAAAGAAAACGACUCUACGAAGGAACACAAGGAGAAGGAGGAAUCCACGCAACACAAGUCUCGUGAAAACGAGCGGAAAAGGAGAAAUGAACGCUCUGAAAAACAUGCGACCAAAGACGUGAAAAAUAAAGCAGACAAAGCCGAUAAAAAGAGAGAGGAAAGUCCUGCAAAACUAUUAGACGAUUUGUUCAGAAAAACAAAAGCCACACCGUGUAUAUAUUGGUUACCUUUGACGGAUGCUCAAAUUCUCGAAAAAGAGAAAAAAGCUAGCGACGGUCCACGUGACGCCGUACACGGCAGACGAAACGAAGAAACACACGGAAGACGAAACGAAGAAACACACGGAAGACGAAAUGAAGAAGUAACUGGUCGCAGACGCUCGCCUUAUAGAAGACCUCCGCAAAACAGAGAUAGAAGUUGGCGUUGACUCGCUAAACUUUAAAGAACGUUUCAUUAAUAGAAAUAUACAAAUCCGUGUAAUGACAACACGAUUUUGAUGCUAACCCGUACCCCUUGAGGUACCACAAAGAACAAAGUGGAACGUAAUGGUAGUAGUGAAUGACAUUUUUUUCCGAAAAAAAGUAACUAAUUUUUAUUAAUUUUACCAAAUUUUAAGAAUUACUGUGAAGCUUCAUCCACAGAUUGGUGAAGAAAAUAGUUUUUUUUGUGCGUGAGUUUAAAAAAGUGUUAGUCGUAUGUGCCAUCUUUAAGCCAUUUGAUUUCUUACACAUUGGUGCUGAAAAUCAUGAAUUUUAAUGUUGUUUUUAACAAGUGUAUUUUCAACUUGAAAAAGAAUAAAAUCGCUUACUUUUAUAUAA
Hydractinia symbiolongicarpus is the source of this 2884-nucleotide messenger RNA. Its product is annotated as apoptotic chromatin condensation inducer in the nucleus-like. Gene Ontology annotation, molecular function: nucleic acid binding. Bases 385 to 2493 code for a protein of 702 amino acids. The transcript is spliced from 16 exons. Lineage: Eukaryota; Metazoa; Cnidaria; Hydrozoa; Anthoathecata; Hydractiniidae. The record is from RefSeq and is a predicted model, not a curated record.